AUGGACCCAGCCUUCGCCGGACUUCCACCCGACGACGACAAAGGCGUCGGCCUCGUGGUGACGGCAUGGGCUCUAGGUGCUGCCGGCACCAUACUGCUGUCUAUGCGCAUGUACACCCGCGCCUUCAUUGUCAGGAAGAUUGGUCGGGAUGACUGGACUAUGGUCCUAUCUGUGAUCUUGGCUCUGAUCACCAAUAUCGUCGUCACUCUAAUGGUUCACUAUGGUGUUGGCCGUCAUACGGUCUUUCUCACUGAGGAGCAGCGAGUCAGAGCCGUCUUCUACAUCUGGCUCUCGGUGCCCUUCUCACCCGGUAGCGCUGCCGUGGGGAAGAUAUCCAUCGCCUUUCUCCUCAUGCGUCUCAUGAAUCGCGAUCGUCGGCGCGAGGCUUUCCUCUGGACCCUCAUUGCCCUUCUCAUUAUCGUCAAUAUGCUCCUUAUCAUUAUCACCUUUGCCGAAUGCCGUCCCGUCACCUUUCUCUGGGAUCGAGUCGGUACAGUUGCCCAUGGGACUUGCUGGUCGCCUACUGUGCAGCAAGACUACGGUUACUUCCAAGGAGCAUUCUCGGCUUUCAGUGACUUGGUAUUGGCCUUGUUCCCGAUCACGAUCCUCUGGAACCUUCAAUUACCAUUCCGUUCCAAGCUUGUCAUCGGGUUUUUGAUGUCUUUAGGUGUUGUUGCAACGGUAGCGGCUGCCGUUAAGACAGUAGAGCUCAACAACCUGGCAACCAUGGAUUUCACCUGGGAUGCGGUGGAGCUCGUCUAUUGGUUCCUGGCAGAGAACUGGAUCAUCAUCAUCUGCGCAUGCGUGCCGACCAUCAAGCCCCUGAUCGUGACCAACUGGGAGAACUUCACACGCGUCGCCUCCUACGUCUUUGGCAAGAGCUUGGCGUCGACAAUCGACACUAAGGACGACCAACCCAGUCAGUUCACCGGCAACUCGAACCAGCAGUACUCCUAUAGCCUUGAGUCUUACCAGCCCCUCCGCGGGACUUCUAGAGGGACUGAUCGCGACUCUCUCCGUCUGCUGCAACACGGACAGCAAGAUCGCGACGCAGGUCAGCAUGGAUCUAAUCCGGCGGUCCCUGGGAUCAUGAAGACGACAGAGAUCAGUGUCGUCUGA
Messenger RNA from Anthostomella pinea, 1119 nucleotides. Lineage: Eukaryota; Fungi; Ascomycota; Sordariomycetes; Xylariales; Xylariaceae. The record is from the annotation of a GenBank genome assembly.